AUGAUCCGGCACAAGGACAAGAUCAUCGCCCUGAUCUCUAUUUGCACCUUGAUUGUCUGCGCUGUGACAAUGGUGAAAUUAUCCUCAUUCACCCUGCUGGCACAAGACUCUAAGACAAGCUAUCGUGAAGGGUUGAACCGGCAUGUUCUUGACACAUGGAGUACCGAUGGAGCCAUGGAACAACUGGCACGGUAUAACAAGCAUCUGAAUAACAACAAGCAACCAAUAACAGUCGACCCAGGAAACUUCUCUACCGUAACAGAAUGGUGGCAGGCAGCCGCUAUGUUCGCCUGGUAUAUCAGAUCCCCCUUAAGAUAUCAAUGCAAACAGAAUCUAACAAGGUUCGGUGGAUGGGGACUAUGUCAGGAUGAACCAUACACCGUGAAAGCUCCAUGCCUGGUUUAUUCUUUUGGAAUCGCCUACGAUUUUUCAUUUGACGAUGCGAUUGGCAAACUUGGAUGUGAUGUGCGUUCUUUCGAUCCCAGCAUGCUAAAAGUCACUGACCACAGGCGCAGCCAGAACGUCCACUUUUACCGGUACGGGCUGAGUGACCAGAACACGAAUGCCUUCAUUCCGGAUUUUGACGAGUAUGUGAAACAAAAUCAGUCGUGGAAGGUGCGAACGUUGAAACAUUUAGUCGGAGAACUUGGACAUCAAGGGAAGACAAUCGAUGUCCUUAAGAUCGACAUUGAGACUACAGAAUGGCAGGUCCUUGACAAUCUGAUGGAGACUGAAAUGCUUCAGUACGUCCGACAUCUGCUCAUUGAAUACCACUUUUUCCCCAAAAGACCGCCAAAGUCUAAUUUUGUUCAUUAUUUUCAGGUCCUCACCAAAUUAAGACAAAUGGGAUUUCGAGAAUACUAUAACAAACCCCACUCAGAGUUUCUGAUUCCAGAUGCCUACAGACACCAAGGAGAGACGUAUUACGUCAAUGCCAACUUCAGACCAAGCAACAAGGGUGCGGAAUAA
Messenger RNA from Candidula unifasciata, 969 nucleotides. The record is from the annotation of a GenBank genome assembly. Lineage: Eukaryota; Metazoa; Mollusca; Gastropoda; Stylommatophora; Geomitridae.